CCCGCCAUGGCCCACUUCGAGACGCAGUACCAGCGCCUGGAGAGCUCCUCCACCGAGUCCCCCCCCGGCGGUGGCGACCUGCUCGUCCACGUCCCCGAGGGCGCCAAGUCUCCGUGGCAUCACAUCGAGAACCUGGACCUCUUCUUCUCUCGCGUCUAUAACCUGCAUCAGAAGAAUGGCUUCACCUGCAUGCUCAUUGGAGAGAUCUUUGAGCUCAUGCAGUUCAUCUUUGUGGUGGCGUUCACCACCUUUCUUAUCAGCUGCGUUGAUUAUGAUAUCCUUUUUGCCAACAAAGCGGUAAAUCACAGCCAGCAUCCCAGUGAGCCCAUUAAGGUGACUCUGCCAGAUGCCUUCCUGCCUCCAAAUGUCUGCAGUGCAAGAAUCCAGGCAAACAGCUUCCUCAUCUGCAUCCUGGUGAUAGCUGGGGUUUUCUGGAUCCACCGACUUGUCAAAUUUAUCUACAACAUUUGCUGCUACUGGGAGAUUCACUCUUUCUACAUCAAUGCCCUCAAAAUCCCCAUGUCCACCCUGCCAUACUACACCUGGCAGGAGGUGCAGGCCCGCAUCGUGCAGAUCCAGAAGGAGCACCAGAUCUGCAUCCACAAGAAGGAGCUGACAGAGCUGGACAUCUACCACCGCAUUCUCCGCUUCAAGAACUACAUGGUGGCCAUGGUGAAUAAGUCACUGCUGCCCAUCCGCUUCCGCCUGCCCCUGCUGGGAGACACCGUCUUCUACACGCGUGGGCUCAAGUACAACUUUGAGCUCAUUUUCUUCUGGGGGCCCGGUUCCCUCUUUGAGAACGAGUGGAGCCUGAAGGCUGAGUACAAGCGGGCUGGGAACCGCCUGGAGCUGGCUGAGAAGCUCAGCACUCGCAUCCUCUGGAUUGGCAUUGCUAACUUCCUCCUCUGCCCCCUCAUCCUCAUCUGGCAGAUCCUGUACGCCUUCUUCAGCUACACAGAGAUCCUGAAGCGGGAGCCGGGCAGCCUGGGUGCCCGCUGUUGGUCUCUCUACGGCCGCUGUUACCUCCGUCACUUCAACGAGCUGGACCACGAACUGCACUCACGCCUCAGCAAGGGGUACAAGCCAGCUUCCAAGUACAUGAACUGCUUUAUCUCCCCGCUCCUCACCAUCGUGGCCAAGAACGUGGCCUUCUUUGCUGGCUCCAUCCUGGCUGUGCUCAUCGCUCUCACCAUCUAUGAUGAGGAUGUGCUGGCGGUCGAGCACGUCCUGACCACGGUCACCCUGCUCGGGGUGGGCAUCACGGUGUGCAGGUCUUUCAUCCCUGACCAGCACCUGGUGUUUUGCCCAGAGCAGCUGCUGCGAGUCAUCCUGGCGCACAUCCACUACAUGCCUGACCACUGGCAGGGCAAUGCCCACCGCUACGAGACCAGGGACGAGUUUGCCCAGCUCUUCCAGUACAAAGCGGUCUUCAUCCUGGAGGAGCUCCUGAGUCCCAUCAUUACCCCCCUGAUCCUCAUUGUCUGCCUGCGGCCCAAGUCCUUGGACAUCGUUGACUUCUUCCGCAACUUCACUGUGGAGGUGGUGGGUGUGGGUGACACCUGCUCCUUCGCCCAGAUGGAUGUGCGCCAGCAUGGCCACCCAGCGUGGAUGUCGGCAGGAAAGACGGAGGCCUCCAUUUACCAGCAGGCCGAGGACGGCAAGACGGAGCUGUCCCUCAUGCACUUUGCCAUCACCAACCCCAAGUGGCAGCCGCCCCGGGAGAGCACGGCCUUCAUCGGCUUCCUGAAGGAGCGGGUGCACCGGGACAGCAGCAUGGCACUGGCUCAGCAGGCUAUGCUCCCCGAAAAUGCCCUCUUCAGCUCCAUCCAGUCCCUGCAGUCGGAGUCAGAGCCUCACAGCCUGAUUGCCAAUGUGAUAGCAGGCUCCUCAGCACUGGGCUUCCACAUGGGCCGGGACGGGCAGGCCUCCCGCCAUCUCUCCGAAGUGGCCUCGGCCCUGCGUUCUUUCUCCCCGCUCCAGUCUGCCCAGCAGCCUCCCAGCGGCUUCCAGACGGCAGGAAGGGAUGGAGAGGGAGCCCAGCAUCGAGGCGCCAGCGCCAUGACAGCCUCUGGUGCCGAUGCGAGGACCGUGAGCUCGGGGAGCAGCGCCUGGGAGGGUCAGCUACAGAGCAUGAUCCUGUCAGAGUACGCCUCCACUGAGAUGAGUCUCCAUGCACUCUACAUGCACGAGCUGCACAAGCAGCAUGCCCAGCUGGAGCCUGAGCGGCACACUUGGCACCGGCGAGAGAGCGAUGAGAGCGGGGAGAGUGCCCAUGAGGAGCUGGAUGCUCAGCGGGGUGCCUCCGUCCCCAUUCCUCGCUCUGCCAGCUAUCCCUUCUCCUCACCGCGGCAGCCUGCCGAGGAGACGGCCACGCUGCAGACCGGCUUCCAGAGGCGGUAUGGUGGCAUCACAGACCCGGGCACAGUACACAGAGCCCCAUCACACUUCUCCCGCCUCCCUCUAGGAGGCUGGGCUGAGGACGGGCAGUCAGCGAGACACCCAGAGCCCGUGCCAGAGGAGAGCUCAGAGGAUGAGCUUCCACCACAGAUCCACAAGGUAUAGCCUUGUAGACCGGGGAUCUCGUGGGGGUUGCAGACUGAGAGCCGCCUGGGCAGCGGGAUGUGGCGUCAGCCUGAUUAUUCUCCCGUCCUGAGUGGACAGGAUAGUCCCAGGCUCCAUUUUGUUGCCAUCAAUUGCCGAAGAGACAAAACUGCCAGGCCGGUGGCUUUGCGGUGGCAUUUUGUGUCCAGCCGUGUGUCAAGCCAACACCACUCUGACUCUUGUGGGGUGAAUGCGUGUGUGAGUACAUACAUGUGUCUGUGUUCACAUCUGUGUCGUCCGUGUCGGAGGAUCGCUGUAGAGCCUGCAAAAGCUGGCAUGACGGGACUAGCAAUGGGGAGCUGUGGACUGGCUUGGAGGUGGCAGCAACAGCUGCUGUUCGAAGAGAUAUGAGAUAGCACCAGCUCCAGAUGUCCGCCCGGAGCUGGAACCUGCUUCCAAAAUGAAGGCAGGAGCUGUUGAGGGGCAUCUAGCUCAGCCUGUAGCACCACACCUGCCUUGCCUGCAGCCCUGGGGAGGUGCCCAGGACCAUGUUCGCCCUCCUGGAGAGGACCAGUGUUGUACCCUUCAGCCCAGAGCAGGACAGCAGUGGGGCAGUCGCCCACCCCUCUGCCCCACCACCCUGCAGAGGGAUGGGCCCCUGCUGUUGCUGGUGUGGGUAGGGGUGGGAUCUAGAGCUGGUGGGAACAGCUCUGGCCAGGAUCCGGGGAUGCUGCAGCUCUUCCCUAACUCUCAUGACAGCUGGCCCAUCCCCUGCAAGUAAGGAAGAGUUGGUGGGGUGGAAGUCAUCCUGGGUCCCUGACAUCCCUCCUGGCUGGCAGCCUCUGUGCCGUACCUCAGGGCUAGGGCAGCAGCAUCCUCCCCCCUGCAUGGCACCCAUGGGAUGUGGGCUGCUAGCAGGCCCUCCUGCAGUGCCAAAGAGGCCCCGAGGUGGGGCAGCUGGGCAUCUCCCAGGAGUGUUUGCACCCCACCCUGAAGGUCUUGUGCUCUGUGUAUUGAUUCCCUUCCCCCAGGCAUGAUAAAGGCCUUUUCCCCAUGCCCAGGCUGCGGUGCAUCAGGUCCGUCCUGAUGUGGCCAUUUCUGUGGUAUGGGGCCUUUCCCCUUCCCCAAGCAAAGGGUUCAGUGCAUCUUGUGUCUCACCUGGGGCUCCCAGCUCCUCCUUCCUUCCUGAAACCAUCCUUUUGCUUGCAACAUGACUUCAGCUGCUGUGGAGACCAUAUACCAAGCAGCUGGCUCAUGCCUGGGGGGGGCAAGGAAGGGUGUCCUGAACCCAGAAGGGAGAGGCAAACCCCAGCCUAGCCCUGGGGUGGUGGUGGGGGAUGGGGAUCCCAGCUGUGCAGCGUGGCCUCAGACAAGACCUUCCCUCCAUCAUUCUGGUUUCCUACUCCUCUCAUCCAGCUGCAGCUUGUGAGGAUCUACAUCCCGGCUAACACCUGCCAGGCUUUGCUUCCCCCUCCCUCCCCUUGCCUCUGGCAGGGGCUGCUUGCUUUUGCCAUGCCCUCUGCGAGCACCGCAGGCCCUCCUCUGCCAUCGCCUCUCUUCCCCUGCCAGGGUUAUCGCACUCUGCCCUUUGAGCCUGGGCUGGGCGCGUGCUGGUGAGCUGGCUGCUCCCAGCGCUGCAGGGGUGCACGCACCCGGGUAGCCAGGGCAUGAGCAGGGCUGGGGUGCUCACGCAGGGGUAGGCUUUUUCGGGGCAGCGGAUUCCCUGCUGCGAUGGGGUGGGAUGGACCAGAGCUGCGACUGUUGUGGGGUCUGUAAGAGACCAAAUGGAGUGUGCUAAAGCAGAGCUCGAGAUGGAGUCAGGACUCAGCCUGGCAGGAGGUCCACAGACCUGGGUGCUGCUGGGGUCCUCCCAUGGAGGAGUGGCUGCAACGACCCCACAGCAGCUCCAGCUUGGGGCUGUCAUGGCAUGGCAAAGGGAAACUGAAAGCAGAUUUCCCAGGAACCCAAGCUUUCCAGUGGCUUCCCUGGCACCUGGGCUGCUGCCCUGCAUGGAGGUGAGCCUCCCUGGGGGCUGCGGGAUGUCUGGGCUUCCUGGUGGACUUGCUGCUGAUCUGUGAGCGGAUGAAGGCUGGCAGUGCCCUGGGGCAGGGGGGAAAGUCUGGGCCUUUCCCUGGGUUGGCAGGAGGGAUAGGCCGGGCAGGAGCAUGCUGGAGUCCUUGCCGCAUGUUGUGCUUGUGUUGUCAGUGUCCCGUGUGCAUGGCGAGCCACUCUUCCUCAUCUCCCGGGGCAUGUGGGCAUGGGGUUCCCCAGGGAGCGUGGUAUCGCACCCCCCAUGCCCUCGCUGUACAGCUGUAUAGCCGUCUAAUAAAGAUGGGCU
Molecule: messenger RNA, 4879 nt
Organism: Gavia stellata (red-throated loon)
Lineage: Eukaryota; Metazoa; Chordata; Aves; Gaviiformes; Gaviidae
Gene: ATG9A
Product: autophagy related 9A
Exons: 14
Coding region: 7-2562 (851 amino acids)
Biological process (GO): protein localization to phagophore assembly site; autophagy of mitochondrion
Cellular component (GO): phagophore assembly site; autophagosome
Source: RefSeq, a predicted model, not a curated record